CCUUCCGUUUUUGACAGGAAUACUGUGUGGCUGAAGACAAUGCAGACGGUGACCACACCCCUAAACCAGGGAUAUCCCGGAUACUGGAAGAUUGUGCUCUGGGAACGGGAGAAUUUCCAGGGUCGGAGACAGGAGUUUACCAGCGAGUGCUCCAACAUCACACAGUGCGGCUUCGACAACGUGCGCUCUGUCCGAGUGGAAAGUGGCGUCUGGGUUGGCUAUGAUCAUCACGGUUUUGAGGGGCAACAGUUUAUCCUGGAGCGCGGGGAGUAUUCCCGAUGGGAGGCUUGGAGUGGUAGUAAUUCCUACCAUGUGGAGUGGAUGAUGUCCUUCAGACCUGUGUAUUGUGCGGACCAUUCGGCCUCUUGUAUGGAAAUCUAUGAACGGGAGAACUUCAUGGGAGUGUAUGCAGAACUGUGUGAGGAUUACCCAUCUCUACAGGCCAUGGGCUGGUCAAACUGCAACGUCGGAUCCAUGUUUGUAAAGAGAGGGGCCUGGGUGUGUUACCAGUUCCCGGGUUACCGCGGUUAUCAGUACAUUAUGGAAUACGAUCGACACUCCGGACAGUUCAAACACUGGAGGCAGUGGGGAUCGCACAGUCAGACUCCACAAAUCCAAUCCAUUCGCAGGAUCAUGCAUUGA
Stegostoma tigrinum is the source of this 642-nucleotide messenger RNA. RefSeq names its product beta-crystallin A1-2-like. The transcript has 6 exons. NCBI's taxonomy places the organism in Eukaryota, Metazoa, Chordata, Chondrichthyes, Orectolobiformes, Stegostomatidae. The coding region runs from base 40 to 642 and encodes 200 amino acids. Gene Ontology annotation, biological process: visual perception; lens development in camera-type eye. Gene Ontology annotation, molecular function: structural constituent of eye lens. The record is from RefSeq and is a predicted model, not a curated record.